Molecule: messenger RNA, 923 nt
Organism: Acanthoscelides obtectus
Lineage: Eukaryota; Metazoa; Arthropoda; Insecta; Coleoptera; Chrysomelidae
Source: the annotation of a GenBank genome assembly
CGGGAAGCACGUGAGUUGGAAAAACAGCAAAUAUUUGCUUGCUUAAGAUAUAGUCUUUUAGUUGUAAGUCAUUAUAUAUGUUUUAUAACUGUUGAUCAUAUAACAGGAGUUAGUCAAUUAUGUUUUAAAGACCCAGAUCUAUCUAGCUCACUUAAAUUAAAAAGAUCCAAAUGCAUAAGUAUAAUUAAAAAUGUGCUGGCUCCUGUUAUUAAAGACGAAAUAAUUUCAGAAUUGGAAAAUAAACCAUUUUCUAUUUUAUUGGAUGAGAGUACAGACCUGAGCAAUACAAGACUACUAUGCAUUCUUGGUAUGUGUAUGUGGUAUGGUAUAUUCAUAAAAAUUCAAUCAAAACCCAUUUAUUAGAUAUAAUUAAAAUAAACGCAGAUGAAGGUACCGCCAAAGGUUUAUAUUCUCUUUUUAAAAAACGCGUUAUAUCCAAUCAAGUAAAAAUUACCAAUAUUGUUGGAUACUGUUCCGACAACGCUAGUGUUAUGAUGGACAACAACGAAUCUUUCAAAACUUAUCUUUUAAAAGAUAAUCCUAAUAUAAUUGUCAAUGGCUGCAUUUGCCACUCUGCUCAUUUAGUGGCGGUGGCAGCAGCUGAAAAGAUUCCAAGCAACGUUGAAGCUCUUUUACAAAACUUAUAUUCUUACUUCUCAAGAAGCCCAAAAAGGCAGUGUGUUCUUGAAGAAUUCCAGGAAUAUUUGAAAAAGUCAAUAUUAAAAAUUUUAAGCCCUAGUAAAACAAGACAAAAAUUGUGUAGCAAAUUUAAUACUUAAUGAGUUACAGAAUCCAUUUGUUAAGGCGUAUUUAAUGUUUUUUAAAUUCGUGUUGCCCAUUUUUAACCAAUUUAAUGCUCUCUUUCAAUCAGAGAAAGUUAUGCUCAAUAUCAUAUAAAUAGAGAGUGAGCGAUUUGUACGUCA